GGCGUUCUUCACUUGUCAGGGAUCACAACGUGCUGGUUUAUUUACAUUUUCUGUAUAAUGUAAUCACAUUGCAGUGAGAAAAAUAAAUAUACAUUAGGUGCAUGUUAUAACCAGGAUUUAAGUUGAUUUACCUGAAAACUAAAGUGUCUUACAAAUUUAAGGAAAUAUUAUACUAGCUGGAUAUAGUGAUUUGAAAAUAAUAAACUACCAUGGGGAACUGUUCCGGGAAGAACGCCAAGGACGCUCACGCAAAUGACCGGAAGCGGGUAUACGAGGCGCAGGACACACUGGUUCGAAACCUGGUGGACGCUCCGGACGGUUCUAAAUCGUACGAUGAAGAGGAUGCAGAUUCUGUAGGUCCGGGACAAAGAUAUAGCGACGAUGACAAAUAUGACUGGGACCCGGAUGAAGUAUUCCCGCUCCUUCCAACAGACGAGGCUGAACGUCGGAAAGGGAUGAAAAAACUGCGGACCAUUGUUAGUCAGACUUAUGACGAGAUUGACAGUAAAGUUAUGUCAAUAAAAAUAGACGACUAUCAGUACCCGUUUGAAAACCUCGCAUUUGAAGGUGGUGGAAACAAAGGGCUUGCUUACUGCGGCGCUAUUAGGGUUUUGGAGGAGAUAGGAGCUUACAAGAAUAUCAAACGUUUUGCCGGGUCUAGUGCCGGCGCCAUGACGGCUGCACUGCUGGCUGUGGGCUAUAACUCGCAUGAGAUUGAAGAAUUUCUUAGCCAGGACUUGUCCAAAAUAUUUCUAGAUCAUUCUUGUGGUUACUUCAGUCUACUGCCUAAUCUUAUCAAAGGUUACGGCUGGAACCCAGGAAAGAGAAUAUUUAAAUGGUUCGGCGAGGCACUUGAAGCGAAGACUGGUAACGCAGACAUAACAUUUAGCGAGGUUUAUGACAAAUACGGGAGGGAGUUAUGUGUUGUUGUCACCAAUCUAAAUAUGAUGAAUGCAGAAUACUUUCAUCCAAAAACGUCACCGGAUGUUCCAGUUAGAGUCGCGGUGCGCAUGUCCAUGUCUAUUCCAGGCUUGUUUCAGGCUAGUAAAUACGAUUUGCAUGGUGAAGAGAACACGUACGUUGAUGGGGGCGUGUUGUGUAAUUAUCCAAUCAACUGUUAUGAUGGAUGGUGGCUAUCCAUGAAAAUGGAGGACAGUUUCUUGAACAAACUACAACCUUUGGAGAAUUUUCCCAAACUGUUUGAAAAGAAAGAGAGAUUCGGUACAUACAAUGAAACAACACUAGGUUUCCUUCUAUAUGCCGAUAAUGAAAGGGACAUUUUGCGAGAUAUUCUACAACAAAGACUCGGCGUAGACUUACCUCCCUUUCCAGACACAAAACUAGCAAAGGAGAAGAUUCGAAAGAAGAAAAUGCAAGAGAAAGUAAAAUUGGUACACAUACGCAAUCUUCAUGCAGUCAGUGCUUUUCUGAAGGUGCUGAAGAAACACAACAAAGACAAUGACGACAAAAUAAGUAAAUCAGAGUUAAAAAACGCCCUUAAUGAUACAGAAGAGUUCCCCAAGCGUUACGUUGAGAGAUUGUUUGGUAGAAAUGUCACUGUAGAUGAAGCUAUGGAGGCUCUUGACGAAGACGGGAAUGGCGAGGUGUAUUAUCACGAAAUAGUUCAUUUCAUUGAGAGAACUGGUGUCUCCUUACAAGCCCGUUUCCUUGGUUACCAAAGAAAGGAAAUCAAAGGACUGUUUUCAUUUUUCGACACAUUACAAUCAGCACUGCUCACCAACGUAAAACGUAUCCACGUAGAGGAGAGAGAUAUCGAAAGGACUGUCGGGAUUAACACAGGUCAUGUUGGAACAUCUGAUUUCAAACUGGAAGUAGCUGAUAGAGAGUUUGUGGUAGAGCAAGGGAGACGUUCAACUGAGUCGUUUUUACGCUAUUAUGUAGUAAAGAAUGAUCCACCAAAGAAGUCAACGGUAAAAGUUUUAAAGAAAUCCACCGCACAAUGUAAUGAUGACACUCCUGGUCCGGUUAACGGACUUGCUGAACAUGUUAAUAAUGUCACUGCACAAACUGACGGUAAAGCUGGCACUGAAACAAAAGCAGAUAUCAAUGUAUCUAAUAGCAAUGGACAUAUUGAAAUGGAAUAUAUAGACAGUGAAAAUAAUGAUGAAAAUAAAAACGUACCGGUUGUGUCUAAAGAUCAAGAAGAGCUUGAUGACUCAAAAUUUGAGUUAAAUGAACAUGAUGCGUCGACACAAAAGUUGCUGACAAAGAUGGACGACAAAACUUGAAAUCAGUAAGGAUCAGCUCAUGUUUCAGAUCGUUGUGAAGUUUUAUUAUGAGCUUUUGCUGUUGACAAUGCAGUACUUUGUGUUCGUAAGACAGGAGGGCGUUCGUCGAUCAAUGUUCUCCUGUCUUUCAUUUUGUAAUGCUUAUAAAUAUGGCGCUGGCGAUAUUGUUCAGUUAUGUCCUCGAUAUUGUUGUAUGAUAAUUUUGCUUUUAGACCGAACGGGUCCAGUUUUCAUUUAGCAAAUGUUUAAUUCUCUCAUUGAAUGAAUAAUUUAAAUAUGAUCUAGAAAGCCAUGCUUCACUUAACAAACCAUUAAACAUGCAACGGUUAUUUUUUACGAAUUCACCAAAAUAUAUUUAUAUAAAUUGUAUCAAGAUAUAUUUAAAUAACCUAAUGAGAACCCGUUGUUGAAAUUAGUUCCUGCUUAUGCCUGUAAUUCUUGUUAAAGAAAGCAAUUUCAAACAGAAUAAAGAUAAUGUUAGUGUUCGUUGAAACGCCACCCAGUUGUUUUGUAAAACAAGUAUGUUUCUAUUCAAGUUUUUGAUUAAAAGUAACCGCUUGGAACCACUUCGAAUACUUCUCAGUCUUCCUCCACCAUUAAAGAUGAAUUUGAUUUCUUGUUUUGCUGGUACUUGUUUAUAUAAUUUUGCUAAAUUUGAUGUUGAAGCAGAAGAAAACAUGUCUUGGCAUAAGCAACAUAAAAGCUCAAGUACUAAAUUGUUCGUGUAUAUUUGUUGUUGACAUUGUUUCUCAUUAACUAAACUUUUCAUUUCUAAUGUUCAUGAUUUCAACUUCAUUCAAAUGUGAUAAAGAGUCAUAAUCUCUUGGCUGAAUUAUUAAUUGUAAAAAAAUUAGACAAGCUCAUUGACAAGUAAAGACUUCUGCGACAUCUUUAUAUAUAUAUAUAUAUAUUGUAUGCAUAAUUAUAGAUUGGCGGUAAUGUGAUUGAAACAACCUAAAUUUUAAUCAAACUCAAAACAUUUAGAAAAUAUACAUCAAAAUUAAAGAAAGCACCUAUAAUAAAUUUAUAUUGUAUUUUACAUUAUUCUUUAUAUGACUUAUGAAAUAUAUUAAAAUAAGUGUGUUCACUGUUAAUGUUAUGUAAAUUAUUUUUUGUAAAAUACAUUUAUAAUUGA
Messenger RNA from Ruditapes philippinarum (Manila clam), 3384 nucleotides. RefSeq lists its product as uncharacterized. The record is from RefSeq and is a predicted model, not a curated record. Gene Ontology annotation, molecular function: calcium ion binding. Lineage: Eukaryota; Metazoa; Mollusca; Bivalvia; Venerida; Veneridae. Gene Ontology annotation, biological process: lipid metabolic process. The coding region runs from base 210 to 2249 and encodes 679 amino acids. The transcript is spliced from 16 exons.